This is a messenger RNA of Ectocarpus sp. CCAP 1310/34, 2217 nucleotides long. NCBI's taxonomy places the organism in Eukaryota, Phaeophyceae, Ectocarpales, Ectocarpaceae. The record is from the annotation of a GenBank genome assembly.
GCCUGCCAAAAAGCAAUGAGAUCGCUGGAGGGGAAGCCUGGAACCCAAGCUACCUGCAGCGAUCGGAUACUCUCCCGCCGCAAGAGCACAGCCCGUACUACCCAUCAUGGCAGCGAUGGUGCCCCUUGAUGAUCAGAUUUUCAACGCAGUGGGGACCACCGGCGGCAUUAUACUCGCAUGCGCCUUGGUGCCACAAAUUGUCCUCGCCCACAAACGCCGCUCGGCGGAGGACAUCAGCUACAUGUGGCAGGCUAUCUACGUCACGGGACUGGCGACGUUGAUGAUUUACUACGUGCACUUCGGACUUUGGGCAGUUUUUUUUCCUGUCGCGGUUGAAUGUUCGUGCCUCAUCUAUCUCACCGCCUUGAAAAUGUACUUCGAGAAGUUCGCCAGUGGAGAUGGAAUCUCGGAAAAGCUCACACCAUCGUCCCAUGUCGUCGGCGAGGGCACCGGCAUCAAUUCCGCACGAGACGCUGGUCGAAGCCCCCAGAUCGGUAGAUACGGCGCCGCCGGGUGUGCUUCCUCGCCGGAGAUUUCCCUAAGAGCAUGAUGGGCGUUGUUCCGAAAAUUUUCACGUCUGGAGUAUGCAGGAAACAGGGGCACGCUAGAAGUGUGCUGUUGAAGAGACGCGAGGCCAUGGCUUCCCAUGCCGGGGCGAGGCGUCGCCAACUGUUUCCGCGGAUCAACUAGGGAGUGUCGGAAGUGGGAGGGAAACGGGUAUGACGGUCAUGAUCAAUCGUUGGCAAUUCUAUGUGGAACGCCGUUUUUUUCACCGAAGUUAGCGUCUCUUUCGAGACUGGAACGAUUCCCUACAGCUAACGAGAUCGGGAGUGGGGGGUAUACCUUUGACCGGAGAGUACUGCCUCUGAACCCACGGCCCUUUGUUCUUGGUUGGUGAUACGUCUACGAGCUGGUAGGUGGACGUUGAACGUGUUUUUCGAUACGCCGCCGCGCAGUGGGUGCUUUGUUGGACCCGCGUACGCGGUGCACCAUGGAGGUUUGAACGGGGCGCUGCAUCUCCGACGGAUUUGCCCGGCACCUGAGCAGAAGCAACGACACAUUAGCCUACCACUCAAUUAGUCGGCGGGUGCUUGGGACCCGAACCUGUGCACGGGGUACUUAAGCAGCUGCUUUUGCUAUUCAUUGUAGUAUUUGUUUUUUCGUGAUGAUAACUGACGUUCCAGCUGGUGGUACACGUGCAACCAAGCGGUACCCCAGCAGUGGUGAGCUAGUGUAUUUUCGCCGGUCGCUUCGGGUAGGGGAAUCGAAGAGGAGAGAGCGAGAGGUCUCGAUCUCCUCCUGGCUCGAUACGACCCCUAUUCUAUUGGGUCGGUUCAUCUUUCCCUGAGAAACGCCUCGUUGUAUCUUGCAUCUAGCACGUUUUGUUCUUUCAUCUAACCACCAUCCUUUGAUAUCUGUCGUGGUUUGAGUUAAGGAUUCGAUCUCAAAACAUGACACGAUCCUUACAUUACAAUAGAGAAGAGGGGGGGGGAGNACCACCAUCCUUUGAUAUCUGUCGUGGUUUGAGUUAAGGAUUCGAUCUCAAAACAUGACAUGAUCCUUACAUUACAAUAGAGAAGAGGGGGGGGAAAAGAGAGGGAAGGGGGAGGGGGAGAGAACGAGAGAGAGAAAAAGAGAGGGGAGGAGGAAAGGGAGAAAAAAAUAUAGAGAAAUAGAUAUAUAUAGAGAGCGAGACAUAAGAUCGCAUGUGUCUGGCGGAUUUCGUUUUCGUCGUGUGAAAUGUAUGUUGUUGUCAGCUGGUUUGUGGACAGGUGGAAGCGUCAACCUGUUAUGGUUAUGCUGGACGUUUGACUACACUUUUUGGAUGUGUGUGGACGCACCAACCAGGGUCUAUUGCCCUCGCCGUUCUGCAGUGCUCUCCUUGAAAUGUUACGUGGAGAAGGAUCAACCAUUCCCAUGUGUGUCGAACAUGAAGUAUGUAGUUGUGCAUUUGCCACUGUUGUAUGGGCGUGAUGUGGAGGACCUCUGGUUCUUCGAUCGAGCAUACUAUAACCGUAUCGGCCAUGUUAUCGGUGCAUCAGCAAGAGUUUCAGGAUCAAGAUCUCUGUUGCGGUGUCUUCGGAAUGCCUGCCUCCGUGUAAAGAACCCCCUCAUUUGUUGCAUACUUCAUGGUUGACUGUCUCGAUGAUUCCAAAUAGGUUGGCAGCAGCAGCGGAUAAUCUUCCCCCCCCCUGAUCGACCUCCCCCCCGGUGUUU